Messenger RNA from Closterium sp. Yama58-4, 4227 nucleotides. Lineage: Eukaryota; Viridiplantae; Streptophyta; Zygnematophyceae; Desmidiales; Closteriaceae. The record is from the annotation of a GenBank genome assembly.
AUGGGGCACGUGGACCACGGCAAGACGUCCCUGCUGGACGCGCUUCGACAGACCUCUGUAGCGGAAUCUGAGGCGGGGGGGAUCACCCAGGGCAUACGACGUUCCUUGGUCCCUCCUCUUUCCUCAUGCAUCCCACUCCCCUCCUUUCCUUCCCAGCACAUAGGCGCGUUCAAGGUGCAGAUGCCGUCAGGAGCAGCACUCACGUUCCUGGACACGCCGGGGCACGCGGCGUUUGCAGCGAUGCGGGCGCGGGGCGCGGCAGUGACUGAUAUCGUGGUGCUGGUGGUGGCAGCAGACGAUGGGGUGAUGCCGCAGACCAUAGAGAGCAUUCAACACGCCAGGAGCGCAGGUGUCCCCAUGGUGGUGGCGAUAACCAAGUGCGACAAGGAGGGCGCAGACCCCAACCGGGUAACUCAACAGCUCAUCUCCGAAGGGCUAGAACUCGAAGAGAUAGGAGGAGACGUGCAGGUGGUGCGAGUGUCUGCCCGUACUCGCUCCGGGCUCGAAACCCUUGAAGAAGCCGUGGCUUUACAGGCAGAGAUGAUGGACUUGAGAGGGAGAGAGGCUGGGGAGGCAGAGGGGGUGGUGAUUGAAGCGAGGAUGGCGCGGGGGAAGGGGCCGCUGGCGAGCGUGAUUGUAAAGGGCGGGAGGUUGAGGAGCGGGAUGUAUGUGGUGGUGGGGAAGUGGUGGGGGCGGGUGAGGAGCCUGAAGGGGUGCCACGGGGAGAGCUUGAAGGAAGCAGGGCCGUCUACUCCUGUGGAGAUUGAUGGGCUUAAGGGCGUGCCUGAGGCAGGUGAUUUGCUCAUGGAGGUGGGAUCUGAGGCGCGGGCGAGGAGGAUCAGUGAGGCCAGGCAGGAGGCAGCGGAUAGGCAGAGGCUGCUGCAGCAGCAGAAGGCUGCUAGUGUGUUACAGGAGCAGCAGGCGGGGCAAGGGACAGGGGAGGUGCAAGCGCGAGGGGGGUCUGCAGGUGCCGCAGCCGAUUCAGCAGCAGCAGGAGAAGGAGGAGCAGGAGCAGGAACGGCAGGGGAGGAGCAGGAGCAAGGAGACGAUGACGCCGCAGCAGCAGCCGCGCCCACGCAGAAAGAAGUGGUCUUAGUGCUGAAAGGGGACGUGCAGGGGUCGGUGGAAGCAGUGGGAAGCGCUUUAGAACACAUGGGGUGUGAGAGGGUGCGCGUGAGGGUGGUGCAUGCGGAGGUGGGGGCGAUCACCCAGUCGGAUAUUGACAUGGCUGAAGCCACGGGUGCGGCUGCUAUCGUGGGGUUCAAUGUGCGGUGCAUGGGCGCUGCCGUGGAUGCUGCUGCGAAGCAGGCCGAUAUUCCGAUCCGUCUGCACCGAGUGAUCUACCACCUGUUGGAGGACAUUGGAGGGCUCGUGGUGCAGCAGGCGCCCACAGUGCGGUGCAGUGUGGUGACAGGGCAAGCACAGUCUGGCUCGGGCAGCAGCGGCGGGGGUGGGGGUGGCGGUGGGAAGAGAGAAGGUGCCGGUGGUGCAGAUGAGAGUGCAGCAGAGAUGAUUGCUGGGUGUAAGGUUACUGAAGGGAAAUUUCAACGGGGGGCGAAGCUGCGAGUGUUGAGGUCGGGAGAGGUGGUGCAUGAAGGGCUGUGUGCAUCGUUAAGGAGGGAGAGGGCGGAUGUGGAUGCGGUGAAUGCAGGGGUGGAGUGCGGAGUGGUGGCGCGCGGUUGGGGAGGGUUUCGGGUGGGUGAUGUGUUGCAGGUUAUUGGGGAGAGGGAGGAGGGGCCGAGGAUGGUUCGCGAGGAGGAAAUCGAGGAGAUGGAAGAGCGGGAGGGCAUGGGGGUGAUGGAGCUUCCAGCCGACGCGCCCAUGCUGGGCCGGAUCCCGAAGCCCGCAGCGCCAAACACGGCGAGCGCGUCGCUGCGCAUGGUCAAGUACUCGGUGCUGCUGCCGACGUUCAACGAGCGCGAGAACGUCAGCCUUGUCGUGUACAUGAUCGUCAAGGCCUUCCGGUCCAUCAAGGAGUCGUUUGAGAUCAUUGUUAUUGAUGACAACAGCCCGGACGGCACGCAAGAAGUGGUGAAGAAACUGGCGAAGCACUAUGGGGAGGACACCAUUCUUCUUCGGCCAAGGCCUGGCAAGCUUGGGCUAGGCACAGCAUACGUGUUUGGGUUGCAGCAUGCGCGGGGAGAAUUCGUGUUUAUUAUGGACGCAGACCUGUCGCACCACCCAAAGUACAUCCCUGAGUUCAUACGCAAGCAGAAGGAGACAGACGCGGACAUAGUCACGGGGUCGCGCUACUCCCCAGGGGGGGGCGUCGUGGGGUGGGAUCUCAAGCGCAAGAUGACGAGCCGAGGCGCCAACGUGCUCACGCACACGCUGCUCUGGCCACGAGUGUCCGACCUCACUGGAUCGUUCCGGCUGUAUCGCAAGGAGAUUCUGGAGAAUCUCAUGGAUGUGGUGGUGUCCAAGGGCUAUGUGUUUCAGAUGGAGAUGAUUGUCCGGGCGAGCCGAGCCAGUUUGGUUAUUGAGGAGGUGCCAAUUGUUUUCGUGGAUCGGUUGGUAGCCGGCAAGAUGGUGCGAGAAACGGAGUAUUACGAUCUGCUGGGAGUGGCUCCUACAGCAAACGCGAACGAGAUUAAGAAGGCCUAUUACAAUCAGGCGCGCAAGGUGCAUCCGGACAAGAACCCCAACGACCCCGAUGCAGCAGCCAAGUUCCAGGCGCUGGGCGAGGCGUAUCAGGUGCUCAGCGAUGAGAUGCAAAGGCAGCGCUACGACGCCGCUGGCAAAUCGGGUAUUUCUAGGGAGGCGAUGGUGGAUCCAGCGGCGCUGUUUGGGAUGCUGUUUGGCAGCGAGGCAUUCGAGGACUACGUGGGGCAGCUCGCCAUGGCCACUCUUGCCUCCCUCGCUGUCGACUCCGUCACCAACGCCUCGACCCCUGCUGGCCCUUCUAUUGCCAAGGACGCGGCUUCCAGCGCUGCUGCAACUCCCGGGGGGCCUGGGGAUGGGGUGGACGCAAUGGCGAUUCAGGCGAAGCUCACGGCGGCACAGGAGGAGCGAGUGCAGGAGCUGGCGGUGAAGCUGAAGAGCCGCCUUGACGUGUACGCGUCACCCUCGGCCAAUCAGGGCCUGGACGGCGGCCGGCAUGCGUUCAUGCGGUGGGCGCACGAGGAGGCAGAGGAGCUGAGCCACGCUGCGUUCGGAGAGCACAUGUUGGAGAGCAUAGGGUACGUGUACGAGCGCAGUGCGGCCAAGGAGCAGGGCAAGAGCAUCAUGUACCUGGGCAUGCCGUAUGUGGGCGAGUUGCUUCGAGAGCGCGGUCGACGCAUCCAAACACAGUGGUCUGCCGCUAUGGGCGUGGUGAGUCUGGUGCAGAUGCAGAUGGACAUGCGGCGGCACGUGGAGGAGAGCGACAUGGACGAGGCAGCACUCGUGUCCUUCCUUGAGAGCAAGCAGCAGACGCUGCUCGAGUCGCUGUGGCGGCUCAACGUGCUCGACAUAGAGGCCACGCUCUCCACUGUGUGCCACCAGGUUCUCACAGAGGCAGAUGUUUCUCGGACCACCCUCGAGGCACGCGCACACGCUCUCAAGCAACUGGGGGUCAUCUUUCAGAACAAGGCAAUGCACAUGGCGAAGGAGAAAGCAGCAAAGGAGAAGGAGAAGGCGGAUAAGGAGAAAGCAGCAGCAGGUGGUGCUGCUGAUGCUGCUACUGCUGCGUCUGGAGCAGCAGCACCGGGGAGUUCAGGAGGGUCGGAGAAAGCAGGAACUGGUGGGGAUAGCAGCAGCACGAAUGGUGUGGCUGGCUCUAAGGCUUCAACAGUCACCGUUACGGCUCCUCAACCCCCUCCCUUGAUACACCCAGUAGCACCGGCGUGGGACAAGAUGGGGCCAUCCGCAAAGCCGGCUGGAGUGUUCAACCCCUAUGCGCCAUGGCCGCCUGGUGCCACUGCUGACUCACAUAAAUCACCCAAGUCCUCUCAUUCCAGAUCUACCCCCAAGUCCCCCAAAGACCCCUCCCCAAAACCCACCUCCUCUCCCAAACCAAACUCCUCCUCCCCCAAACCCUCUUCCUCCCCAAAACCCACCUCCUCCUCCCCAAAGCCAACCUCCUCUGCCAACCCAUCACUGCGGAAAGAAGGCGGCAGUGGGUCCGAGCAUGCGUUUGACAGCAUGUCAGUGUCCGAACUGAAGCGGUAUAUCCGUGAGCACGGAGGCGACACCACGGGGCUAUUGGAACGAUCCGACCUGGUUGCCCUCGCCAAGACACUCAAAUAG